This is a messenger RNA of Abrus precatorius (Indian licorice), 814 nucleotides long. RefSeq lists its product as uncharacterized. The transcript has a single exon. The coding region runs from base 178 to 540 and encodes 120 amino acids. The record is from RefSeq and is a predicted model, not a curated record. Lineage: Eukaryota; Viridiplantae; Streptophyta; Magnoliopsida; Fabales; Fabaceae.
CAUUGUAGUCAGCGCCCCUCCAAAACAGACACAGUCACAUUGUCGAUUAAGAAAAUGAGAUAUUCAUCGGUGAAAAACAUGGUAAGCUGUUAGCUACACGAGAAAAAGAAAACACACCUUUUGUAAAAAGCUUCAGUCUUGAGAAGAGGGUGGGUGGGGGUGUUCCCACUUGCAAAAAUGGAAGACUUCAGAUCCAAAUCGUACGGUGAUGGAAGGAUGCAGAUUGAAACCUACACUGGAGGUGGAGGUGGAGGUGGUGGUGUCCAUGGCAUGCAAGAUCUCCGUUGCUACAGUGCGUCCUAUGCUUCCUCUGUCCACCCAACACAAACCCAUAUAGGAAAUGAUGCAAAGUUCAAGAAAGGAAAGUCCACAAAUGGUUCCACCUCAAAAAGCUGGAGCUUUAGUGAUCCUGAGUUGCAAAGGAAAAAGAGGGUUGCUAGUUACAAGGUUUAUGCUGUUGAAGGUAAGCUAAAAGGGUCUCUGAGGAAGAGUUUUAGGUGGCUCAAGGACAAGUGCAAUAGAGUUGUCUACGGCUGGUAAUUAACUAUUUUUUAGCUUCUUCUUGGAGGCGGCUACUGUUCUUGAAUCUCUUAUUAAAAUCAGCAUCAUUCAGCUGAGUGUCUUAUAUAUAUAUAUAUAUAAGAAUAAUUAUUUGCCUUUGUUUAUUUGCCGGUUAGUGUUUAUUUCCGUUGCUGGAAGUACCCAUAAAGAAUGUAAUAUGGAAGAGAAAUCGUGAUUCAUGUGCUCAUUUUGGUUUCUGUAAAGUGUAAUCACCUUUGCUUGCUUCCUCGUCCAAAUAUAUUGUUGCAACUUA